AUGGCUCGUAGAAUGAGCUGGCGAGCCACAGUGGCUGCAAUUCUUACCAUCACUCCAACAAAAACCCAUUCUGCCCCAUGCGAUGCCCAACGCACUGGCAUGUUAUAUGCCGGAGGCUGUCCUCUACCCGGCGUGUGCAGCUGGGGGACUUGCAACACUAUCACUAUUGAACUCGACACUUACAACUGCGGAAAGCGUAAUAACUCCUGCGAAUCUGGGCAGCUUUGUGUUGCUGGUGGAUGUUACUCCCUUGAACUUGGACCAAGCCCACAGAACUGUUCUGCAGGCUGCCAACCUGGUCAAUGGUGUGAUAGUGGUAACUGUGCGACUAUCGAGGUGACGACCAACUCUCGUCGUUGCGGUAGCAAUAGCACCGAAUGCGGUCCAGGAUCACUGUGUGUCAACGAUGUAUGCCAAAAGAUCGACAUCGGCUCAGAUCCAACAUCUUGCGGGGCUUCCAACCAAACCUGCAGCUCUGGAAACUGGUGUCUUGAUGGUACCUGUGUCCCCUUCAUCCUCGGAACCAAGGUCCAGUCCUGUAAAAGGACUAGCGAAUGCCCCUUCGGCACUUCAUGUCGUGGUGGCUUCUGUCGCCAAAUCGCAAUCUCUGCCGAUACAUACAAUUGUGGUGAAGGUGCUUCGAAGAACUGCACCGCCGGUCAACUUUGUAUUUCUGGGCAAUGUCAAUCGCUAAACAUCACCUCAGAGGCUGAAACUACGAGUUGCGGUUCUUCUAAACAAGGCUGCGAUCCUGGUUCCUACUGCUCAAAAGACACAUGUUUACCCCUGUCCGUCUCGAUCGACUCCUCCCAAUGUGGCAGUAGUUCAUCACCUUGUAAGAGCGGCCAGAUUUGCGUCUCUGGCCAAUGCAUCAGCAAUCUGAUUGACCAAACAAAUACUCCAAGAGUCGCUUGUGGUUCUGGGUCUGGAGGACCUGGAGCACGUACUCCUGGCCGAGCUCAGAAUGCAGACGACAGUUCUCCAGGGGGAACGAGUGGCGGAAACGGUAGCAGUACCGGAGAUCCAAAUCAGCCAGAAGCUUCUGCUGAUAACGAUAGCCCAAGCGGGGACGAUCCGGGAGACUCGUCCACUGGUGAUGGAGCGACUUCAGCUCGACCGCAAGGAAGCUCCGAGGGAACCUCCGACAGCGGUACGGGUGCGAACAGUCCAGAUUCUGACUCUAGCUCUGGAAGUGAUGGACAGAAUGGGGACGCUUCUCCAGGCCAGAGCGACUCACAAGGACAGAAUGGCGCGAACAGCCCAGGCGCACCUACUUCUACCUGUACUCCGCCAUGCACUGGCAACUCUGUCUGUAUUAAUAGUCAGUGUUCUACUGUCCAGAGCUCUUUUGCUUGCGGUGCCUCGUCCAGCCGUCUUCUUCGCUUGCUGAGGCGCCAAGCGGCAGCGUGCCAACCAGGCUUUUCUUGUAUCAACAACGAGUGUGUCGCUACGACAGGACCAGUGAACUGCGGUGCAUUAGGAGUCAACUGCCCACUCAAUUACGCUUGCAUACAGAACUCUUGUGUCGCGCUUGACGAUCCAUCCACUUGUGGCGGUGACGUCUGUAGCAGUGGCGAGAUUUGCUUAGGCAAUGUAUGCACACCAAACGCUGCUUUGGCUAGCUGCAACAGUGUGUCUUGCGCCACUGGAGAAACGUGUCAGAAUGGAGCGUGUCUUGCUAUUGGUAACGCCGGUUCUGGAGGUACUACCAAUCCCCAGGUACCUGGUUCAAACGGCGACACCACUAACACCAAUGGUGAUGGUGCUUCAUUUGGUGAAGGGGCCAAUGCAAACCCAGGCAGGGGUCAAGGGAGCGGUGUCCCUGCAGACCCGGAGCCACAAAGCGGACAAGGUCAAGGUUCAGGAGGAGACAUUCCAAGCUCUGGAACUGGCUCAUUCCCAGGGAACGACUCUGGAUCAGGCAGUGACAAUGGGCCUGGUAGUGGAACAAACUCUGGCACUGGUUCAACUCCAGAAAACGGUUCAGGCGAUGAGUCUACUUCUGAUGGCGGUGCCAGUGGUAACUCAGGUAACGGAUCGAAUGACGGCAGCGGAUCCGGAGCAAAUUCGGGCUCAGGCUCAGACUCGGGAGAUGACUUGACAGGAUCACCUUCAGGCAACGGCCCGGGUUCUGGCAGCAGAAGCGACGAUAAUGCUGGUACUGAGCCAAAUGCAGGAUCUGGUUCAGGCAGCGGAACAGGUGGAAAUGGAAACAACUCAGGGACUGACCCAGUAACUGGUUCACCUGCUGGUAAUGGAUCCGACGCCGGCUCUAACACGGGAGAUGGUGAUGAUCCGGAUGGAAAUGAUGGCAAUCCUGGAACAGACCCUGUCACUGGUUUACCGUCUGGGAAUGGCUCUGGAUCUGGAGACGGCAAUGAUCCAGAUGCUAGCAGCACGACUUCGGAUGGUGCUAGUACGGGUCCCGAAAGCAGUACGACUACUUCAAGAACUGGCUCAAGCCAGAGUGAUGGUUCUGAUGGAGACGACCCUGGAGACGACAGCACUGAAGACGGUGGCGCUGGAGGUAGUGUCUCACAGACUGCACGGCCACCUAACCUUACCGGAGAACCUCAAGGAAAUGGUUCAGGUGGUGAUGACGACUCUGACGCAAGUGAUUUGGAACCAUCUAGCACAGAAGCAGACUCUGGCCCUGUAGAGUCGAAUGGUGCAUCGCCAUCCGGGGGCGAUGGCUCUGGAACAGCAGGUCCCACGGACGACCUAUCACAAAGUUCAAUCUUAUCUGAAGGUGCACCUAUUGUCAACCCCGGUCCAACUUCAACGAUGUCGUCAGUAGAGGCCACUAGUACUAGUACCGGACUUACUGGAGUUCCUCAGGGGAAUCCAUCAAGUCGAGAUUCUGGAGAUAAUGGCUCGUCAACUACAGAAGUCAACAGCGACGGCAGUGGCUCGGAAUCCUCACCCACAACUAGUAGCGAUGGAGAUGGGCUGCCAACUCAGGAAUCCGGAACAGAUGGAUCUUUAACUACUUCUACAGUGGAUGGUACAAAUCCUGAAGACCAGACAACCACAACAGGCAGUCUACCCUCCGAGACUGGCUCUAUCCCAUGUACUGUGGAUGAGGAUUGUAUUGGACUUUCUACCGGGCUGUGUGCACUCUCUGAUACAGCUUGUGUUUGCCUCGAUUCUAUUUGUCAACCAGACCCUGACGUUAGCAGUCCCUCUGGUAGCUCAGGUCAAGAAGCUGAGACAACUGGAACCUCUGAUGCCGAGACAAUUGGAGCUGAGCCAACCGACACUGAGCCAACCGACACUGAGCCAACCGGAGCUGGGCCAACUAAUGGACAGUCACCAGCAGUCACAGAUCCUGGCUCUUCACCUACCGACGGGCCCCUGACGCCAUGCUCAGAGGACAGCGACUGUAUCCUCGAUGUUGAUCUUUGUGUUGUCGCAGGAGUCAACAUUUGUGGUUGUGUAAAUGGUGUCUGCGUUGAGACCACCGACCCUGAUGGCGUUUCCUCACUACCUGGCAGUUCUACAACAACUUCCCAGACGCAGGACGCGGGAAAUCCAGAGCCCACAGAUGGCACAGGCGUCACACCAUGUUCUGAAGAUGCCGAUUGUGUGGCAAAUGCUGCACUGUGUCUUGAUGGCCUACUGAACCUUUGCGCUUGUGUUGACGCUGUCUGCGUUUUAGCAACUGCUUCUGGCGACAACACUGUGUCAGCAACUAGUACCGCUUCUCAGACUCAGGACACAAAUGUCUCCGUACCUACUGACGGUACUGAAACCACAAUUUGCAACGAAGAUGACGACUGUGUUGCGAAUGCUGGUCUAUGCCUCAGUGGAGCGUUGAACAUUUGCGCCUGUGUCGACGCUGUUUGCGUCCCUACCAUUGAUCCUGACGGCAAUCUUACAUCACAGACCCAAGACGCAGACCCUUCUACAGGAACAAAUGGCGCCGAGGUCACAGCCUGCACUCAAGAUAGCGAUUGCGUGGCAAAUGUGGGAUUAUGCCUUGACGGUCUAUUGAACCUUUGCACUUGCGUCAAUGCUGUUUGUGUCCCAGACACAGCCCCUAGUAGCACUCAAUCUGCUGAUGGCACAGGCAAUACGGCAACUCCUGGCGGAGAUGGAUCAGGCACUUCAGUGGCAUGUUCUUCAUCUGACGACUGUUUUGCCGAUACAUCAUUAUGCUUAUUAGGUGGACUCAAUUUGUGUAUCUGUCUGAACGCGGUGUGCGUUGUAGCCAACCCCAAUUCCAGCAACAGUGGAAAUGAUGGGGAUGUAUCAACUGACGGGGAUUUAAGCGGGACAAACCAACAAGUUUCCUGCACAACAGACAGUCAGUGUACAGCCGCUCUUGGACUGUCUGUACUGGGUAUCUACGCCUGUGUAGACCUCCUUUGUCAGCUUCAACCUACUGCGAGCUCCACGGAUGGAAGACUGUCAGCCUCAGAAACAGGAACUGAUAGCGAGCCCACGACUGUUAGUGAAGUGGAAUGCUCAACAGAUUCAGACUGUGUGGUUGCUAUCGGCACUGACGCCUUGGGUCUGUUUGCUUGCAUCGAUCUCAUUUGCCAACAGACUGCAACAGCAACAGGAGCUGUUCCCUCGGCCACCGGACCUUCUUCUACAAGUAAUGCAGUUGGCCUCGAAUGUUCCUCCGAUAAUGAGUGCGCUGUAGCGCUUGGUACGGGAGGUUUGGGCAUAUUCGCUUGUGUCGACGCGCUUUGCCAACGAGUUUCCAACACUAAUACCGGGUUUGCCACUGUUACGACUGGCACUACUCCUGCCCCAACUGGUGACUCAAGCGAUACAGGCGGCGAUAACUCUGUAUCCUGCUCUAGUAACUCUGACUGCACAGUGGCAGGCGAGACAUGCUCUUCUGGCGUCUGUCGCGCAGCAACUUCAAGCGCUGGUAGCGGAAACGAUGGGUCGUGCGACGACGCUACUGACUGCCUCUUAUCAGUCAACCCACUGUGUCUAGCCGGUCUUUGUGUCUGUCUCAAUGGCGUCUGCGGCCCUGACUCGAGCCAGAUAGACACUUGUACAUCAGAUACGCAGUGCGACAGCGGGAAAACGUGCCAGGCAGGUGCGUGUGUCGACGAGGUUACUUGCGACACGCAACAAGACUGUGUAGCUGGCAUUGAUUUAUGCACGUUUCUGGGUAUUUGUGUGUGUGUCGAUGGACUGUGCCGUUUGCUGUAA
This is a messenger RNA of Fusarium venenatum, 5172 nucleotides long. The record is from RefSeq and is a predicted model, not a curated record. NCBI's taxonomy places the organism in Eukaryota, Fungi, Ascomycota, Sordariomycetes, Hypocreales, Nectriaceae.